AUGCAGAAUUCUCGCGCCUCCUCGAGUGCUGGGGCAGAGGAGGAUCCACUGAUAGAUGCAGUCGAUUUCGACCUCGCGCCGGCACCCACGGGCUGCAUUCGUGGGCCGGUUCAAAACUUGUUUCUCCAUCAGACGAACCCUCGCUUUGCAAUCAAUGUGGAGCUGGCUUUUCGAGGAGCCUUUUUCCUGCUAAUCGCAGGAAUACCCGUGAUCGUGCCUAGCGGGAAGUGGCAGGUAGUCGACUACAUGAUCCACUCCGGCAUCUAUAACAGCAGCGUCUGCUGUUUCAUCAUCUUCAACUUGGGUCGCACGUUCGGCGAGGCCCUGAACAAAGUCAACUCCGGCUUUCGCGGUACCUUCGCUGCUGCCGCCAUUGGAUGGAGCCUCUACACCAUCUGGCCUGAUGGGUACACAGAGGAGUCUGGCGACCUGGACUUUUGGCUCAUUGUGGCCAUCGGUACUGUUUAUGUUUGCCUUGUCAUGCUUCUGAAGCUGGACGUGUCUUUCCAGAUGUUCGCGAUUUCAAACUUUGCAGGCAUAUGGAUGGACAUUCUAAACCCCGCACAUCGAGCCACGAUCACACCGCCGUGGGCCGGGAACUGGUCGGUGGAAACAGACGACUUGUUGACGCAGUUAAUUCGCACUUUUAUCGGCCUUCUGACGGUUACAGUGGCACUGCUGCUUCCUUAUCCGCUUUGGUCUCUGGUCAAAGUCCAGGAGAACCAGCUCGUCUUAAAUACUCGACUAACGCAAAUUUUGGGGCUGAUGGUGAACCUAUACUGCCAGGACAUGCCGAAGGAUUACGAAAAGGCAGAAGUUCUGAAGCUUUUCCAGGGCAUGAAGUUUUCGUCCGGUGAGAACGAUCCCUUGAUUGCGGAGGCAUGGUGGGAAUGCUUUGGAUUUGGGAGGACGCAGCUUAAACGGCAGGUGCUCUUUUCCAUGAGCCAGACAACCCGGAAAAUAUACCUUCUAGCCUUCAAUGCUUGGACAGUAUCCUCCGAUCAAAUCAAGAGCGGCAAGGAUGCUGAGUUGAUGCGCCUCGUGAAGGACAAGACCGAAAGUGUUCUCAAAGAAAUGGGGAGGAUGCUGGACUUGCUGGUGAAGGCAGCGGAAGAUGGCAAGUUCGAUCCGAAUGAGGCAAAAGCGGUGAAGACCUGCAAGGGCAAUUUAGAGCGACUGGAGAGGGAGCUCGCCUCCCAUUUCCAUGCAAAGAGACUCGAAGUAGCUCAGAGGGCACCCAAACUCACUGGGGGCACUGCUGAGUCGAUGUACAAGGAAGUACGAUUCGCCCAGGUUCUCACGUGGAGCAUCAGCCGCAUUGUAGGUGAAGUGAUUCAGCUUGCUGACGGUGUCUGCAAGUUCUCAAACGGUGAAGCUUCCCUUCCGCCUCCUCCAGAUUCUGCAGGCUUCCUGGCUGUCUUCCAAGGUGUGGCAGAGAAGGAGCACCUUCUCUACGCGUGGCGGGGAAUCAGCUCGUAUCUCCUCAGUUUCAUGCUGGGCUAUUUUGGAUUCAAGCAGAUUGUUCCUCCGUAUUCUUCGGGUAUAGCCGCAACGGCCCCGCUCCUGCUUUCCAUGUAUGUUGGCUCAGCACUGGUGAACGACUUGAACCGAAUACAAGGGCUAAUGAUCGGAAAUGUUAUUGCUCGAAUUCUGAGAGGUUUGAUCGACGACUGUGAUCCCGCCGAUUUGGUCACCCAUGCUGUCAUUACAUUUGCAUGGGUAUGGACUGGCCUCUUCGUCUGCUUCCACUCGCGCUCGUACUCAACGAUAGGCGUGCUGGCGGCAGCUUUCGGGGCACUUACCCUGCUCGCCGACAGCUGCAACCAUCUGUCGGACAAUGUUGGAAAGCGCGCAACUUUCGAUUCACUGGCGAUGAACUGCAUUGCCGUUAUGAUUACAAUGUGUGCCGACUUCAUGUUCCAGGCAGACCGUGCAUCCGACCAGGCACACAAAAUCCUGGACAAGUGCUGGAGUAAGAUUCACGACUCGCUUGCUGGUCUUCUCAACCCCGAUGUAAAAACGGUGGCCUUCGAGUCUGCAAAAGCCAAGGAACUGCUGACAGAAGCCAUGCACAUGGGUCAAGAGGCGAAUUUGGAGCCUCGCUUCUGGCGUACCAUCUGGCAUCAGGAGUUGUUCACCGGUGUCUGCCGAGCGACAGAUGCUCUCAUCGUUGCAACUGCUGCUCUGGAGUCUGCCAUUGCGGAGCACGGGAAUGACGCGGAUGCUAAGUUUGCAACUUUUGUUGACCUUUCAACGCCGAGCUCAUCCAGCGCGACCACAGGCAUUUUUGGUAGCCCAGGGGAGGUAGACGUCUUGCGAAACUUCAAGGCCGUUCAGAAGCUUCUUCACAUCUUCGUGCACGAGACCGUGCGCAAAUUUGAAGGAACGUUACACGAGCAUCGCGACACCGGCAACGAAAACAAGCUGCUGAGUGAGAGUGAGGUGGAGACGCAAUUCAUCAAGCGAACCGUGCCGAAGUUUUUCGGCGUUCAAGACCAGCCGCAGGACAAGAUGUCCCACGAUCAGAUGGCAAACUUGUCGGUCGUGUUCGCUGGGCGUCGGCCAGUUCCCUACCUUCGCCUGUCCUUCGUGACGCCGGAAGACAGCUACCCGGAGGGCCUUAAGCGCUUGAGAGAGGUCCUCCUGGAGCUCAGCCUCCCGCUGAAAAGCUCCGAGGAGGCAUAUCCUUCCGGCUGA
This is a messenger RNA of Symbiodinium necroappetens, 2697 nucleotides long. Lineage: Eukaryota; Dinophyceae; Suessiales; Symbiodiniaceae. The record is from the annotation of a GenBank genome assembly.